AAAGAAUGAUUGUUUGGCCGCUAAAAAUAUACAGCAGGCUGCUGAUCAUACGCCCCCAUUUUGAGACCCAUUUUAAGGGACUACGUGCAGUUUGUGCUAUUGCUAAAAGAACCGUUCAAGAUGCAAGGGCUUUCGCUGAAAUCACUGAAAAAGCACCCGUCUCUCAUUCCACUCUUUGUCUCCUUGGGUGCUGGGGUUGCAAUGGCUACCUUUUACACUCUGCGUCUGGCAACCCAAAACCCUGAUGUUACAUGGGACAGGAAGAACAACCCAGAACCCUGGCAAAAAUAUGCUGAAAAGCAAUAUAAGUUUUAUUCACCUGCUGGAUUCAAGCCUAGCCAGGCACCUAAAUAUGAGGAGUGAUUUUUAUCAAAGAUUCCUUUGAUUUAUAGUCUACUUCAUAAUUGAAUUCCUGGAUAAUGUUCAAAUAAAAAGAAUUGGUAGUA
This is a messenger RNA of Daphnia carinata, 446 nucleotides long. It is a transcript of the gene ND-MLRQ, whose product is annotated as cytochrome c oxidase subunit NDUFA4-like. NCBI's taxonomy places the organism in Eukaryota, Metazoa, Arthropoda, Branchiopoda, Diplostraca, Daphniidae. The transcript has 3 exons. The record is from RefSeq and is a predicted model, not a curated record. Bases 121 to 363 code for a protein of 80 amino acids.